UCCGCCAUUCCAAAACCCUAGCGCAAAUUGAUCGUCUGAAUCGCCGAAUUAGGAAAUGGCCAAGUCAAAGAAUCACACCGCUCACAACCAGUCUUACAAGGCCCACAAGAAUGGCAUCAAGAAGCCAAAGAGACAUCGCCACACUUCAACCAAAGGGAUGGAUCCAAAGUUUUUGAGGAACCAGAGGUAUGCAAGGAAGCACAACAAGAAAAACGGGGAAGUUGCAUCUGAUGCAGAAUAGACUUUCAAUCUGUAACGGUUUUUAUUUUGUAUUUUCAUCCUAGACUUUGUCUCUGAGAUUUAUAUGUUAUGUUAAAUCAAAACUCAGAUAUUGUUUUGAAGGUUUUUCUUUUAUUUAGAGAAAUUGCAGUACUCUGUUAGCAUUUUUGUUAAAGGCUGUUGAAGUGUUAAUCAUGAAUAUUUAUUUGCUCU
Molecule: messenger RNA, 432 nt
Organism: Vicia villosa (hairy vetch)
Lineage: Eukaryota; Viridiplantae; Streptophyta; Magnoliopsida; Fabales; Fabaceae
Product: large ribosomal subunit protein eL29z-like
Exons: 3
Coding region: 56-241 (61 amino acids)
Biological process (GO): cytoplasmic translation
Cellular component (GO): cytosolic large ribosomal subunit; ribosome
Molecular function (GO): structural constituent of ribosome
Source: RefSeq, a predicted model, not a curated record